AUGAUAGAACUUGUGAUGGCAACUUAAAAAAAAAAAUACAUAAUUUAUUUCUCCAAAAACAUGGAAACAUGUGUUUGGGUGUUGACUUGAGGAGCUUCCUUGUGGUUGGUUCUGCAAAUCCAUGGGUUCUGAGGAGGGCUUGGAGCAGAGCUUGUUGUCAGAAGACCAGCACAUACAGAAUGAAAUUUGCAGACCAUGUUCUGGAGAUGGAUCAGUAGACAUCAACGGGAAUCCGGCCUUGAGACAUCACACUGGAAACUGGAAAUCAUGUCUUUUCAUUCUUGGGACCGAAUGCUGUGAACGAUUGGCGUACUAUGGGAUAGUGAAAAAUCUCGUCACUUAUCUCAUUACAAAGUUCCAUGAAGGAAAUGCUAUUGCCGCGAGGAAUGUUACUACUUGGCAAGGCACUUGCUAUCUAACAACUUUGAUCGGAGCUUCUAUUGCAGAUUCAUACUUGGGAAGGUUCAAGACCAUAGCUGUUUUUUCAACAAUCUACCUCAUAGGAAUGCUCAUACUGACUCUUUCGGCAUCAGUUCCUGCUUUAAAGCCUCCUUCAUGUGUUGGAAUUGCUUGCCUGGAUGCAAGCACAGCACAAUAUGCCAUUUUCUUUAUUGGUCUCUAUUUGAUAGCACUAGGUACCGGUGGCAUCAAACCUUGUGUAUCAUCGUUCGGAGCUGACCAGUUUGAUGAUACUGAUCCUUUGGAAAGAGUGAGCAAAGGCUCAUACUUCAACUGGUAUUACUUUUCCAUCAACAUUGGUUCUCUCAUUAGCGGGACUUUGCUUGUGUGGAUACAAGACAAUUAUGGAUGGGGCUUGGGCUUCGGCAUUCCUACAGUUUUCAUGGCAUUAGCCAUUCUAAGCUUUUUCUCUGGCACCACUGUAUACAGAUUUCAGAAACCUGGGGGAAGCCCUUUUACAAGAAAUUUCCAAGUUAUUGUUGCAUCUAUUCGCAAAUGGUACAUUGCCGUCCCUCAUGAUAGUUCUUUCCUUUUUGAACUACCAAAUGCAACUGCAGGACUAAAUGAAAUUCGAAAAUUGAAGCACUCUUCUACAUACAAAUUCCUCGACAAGGCUGCUACUAUUUGCAAUCUUGAUGUGAAGUUUGAGAACUCUCUAGAUCCCUGGAGGCUAUGCACAGUCACUCAAGUUGAAGAGCUGAAGAUAUUACUGCGAAUGUUCCCAAUAUUGGCCACAGGCAUUAUGUUCUCUGCUAUUUAUGCUCAGAAUUCAUCGAUGUUUCUCGAACAAGGGAUGGCUCUAGACAAAAGAAUCGGCUCAUUUACAAUUCCCCCGGCCACAUUAUCUAGCUUCGACGUAAUCAGUGUGAUCAUAUGGGUGCCUAUAUACGACAAGCUUCUCAUUCCAAUUGCCCGGAGACUCACAAGAAAUGAAAGAGGGAUCUCACAACUACAAAGAAUCGGUAUCGGUCUAUUCAUAUCAAUUCUCACAGUUACCGCAGCUGCAUUAGUCGAAACAAAACGUUUACAGAUUGCAAAAGCCGAAGGCAUUGUACAUGAAAAGGUUACGGUACCAAUGAGCAUUCUUUGGCAAAUUCCUCAGUAUUCCUUGGCAGGAUUAUCUGAAGUAUUUAUUUGCAUCGGUCAUCUUGAAUUCUUCUAUGAUCAGGCUCCUGAUAAUUUGAGAAGUCUUUGUACUGCUCUUACUCUUGUUCUUGUUGCAUUAGGAAGUUACUUGAGUUCACUGAUCCUCAGCAUUGUAAUGCUGAUCACCACAAGACGAGGAAAUCCUGGAUGGAUUCCUGAUAAUUUGAAUGAAGGUCAUCUUGAUCGAUUCUUCUGGCUUCUUGCUGGCCUUAGUUUUUUGAAUCUUAUGGUUUAUGUUCACUAUGCCAUGAAGUAUAAACACAAGAUGUAAGAAAAUGUUUCAGUUCAGUUUUUCAGUUUCCCAAAUGUACAAUGACAAUGUUGUUAUUCUUUGUCUAUCAUUUUGCAAAUUCA
Dioscorea cayenensis subsp. rotundata (Guinea yam) is the source of this 1959-nucleotide messenger RNA. RefSeq names its product protein NRT1/ PTR FAMILY 8.3-like. Gene Ontology annotation, biological process: oligopeptide transport; transmembrane transport. The record is from RefSeq and is a predicted model, not a curated record. The transcript has 5 exons. Gene Ontology annotation, cellular component: membrane. NCBI's taxonomy places the organism in Eukaryota, Viridiplantae, Streptophyta, Magnoliopsida, Dioscoreales, Dioscoreaceae. Gene Ontology annotation, molecular function: transmembrane transporter activity. Bases 122 to 1876 code for a protein of 584 amino acids.